UGUGUUACUGUUUCUCUCCGUGAACAUCCCAGCAAACUUAAACCAAACACAACGCCCCUCAAUUCUUGAUCUGAUUCUGUUCUGUAUCACCUUAUCGACUCACUUUGUGAUAGAAAAAUGGAGACUAUCUUCUUGCUAUACAUAGUCAAGUAAAUUUCUGGAUUGACAGAUUAAUUAUCUGCCAAUUUUCUUUCGAGUCUCAAUCCCACCUUUUGCUUGCUCUCAUUUUCCUGGGGCAUCAGAUUUUGCUUCUGUUUUGAGGAGUCCCAGUUUAUAAGUGGAUGGUUUGAUACAAAAUUUUCUGAGGUACUGGUAUUAAGGCAUGGGUAGCAGUAAGAUGGAUAAAACUUCAAAUGACAAGGAGCCUAAGACUCCUGCUGCUACGGCACAGGAGCAGCCUUCAACCACCAGCACUGGAGCAGUAAAUCCUGACUGGCCUAGUUUUCAGACAUAUUCUCCUAUACCUCCACAUGGAUACUUGGCAUCAAGUCCGCAAGCACAUCCAUAUAUGUGGGGCGUCCAGCCUAUUAUGCCUCCCUAUGGUACUCCACCGCAUCCUUAUGUUGCAAUGUAUCCCCCUGGCGGCAUAUAUGCUCAUCCAUCAAUGCCUCCGGGAUCUUAUCCUUUCAGUCCAUUUGCCAUGCCUACUUCUAAUGGUAUUGCUGAGGCUUCAGGAAACACGCCUGGCAGCAUGGAGGGUGAUGCUAAGCCUCCUGAGAUGAAGGAAAAAUUGCCAGUAAAAAGAUCAAAAGGAAGUUUGGGCAAUUUGAAUAUGAUCACGGGGAAGAAUAAUGAAAUUAGUAAAAACCCAGGGACGUCUGCUAAUGGAAUUCAUUCAAAAAGUGGUGAGAGUGCAAGUGAAGAUACAAGUGAAGGAAGUGAUGCAAAUUCUCAAGAUGACUCUGAGUUCAAAUCAGGAGGCAGGCAUAAUUCCUCGGAAGCUGAACCACUUCAAAAUGGAAGUUCAGUGCAUGCUCCUCAAAAUGGGGGAGUUAAUACACAUCAUAAGGUGGUUAAUCAAGCUAUGCCUAUAUCUGCCCCCGGUGCUCCUAUAGCUGGUCCCACGACAAACCUGAAUAUUGGAAUGGAUUAUUGGGGAGCACCAACUUCUGCUGCAAUUCCUGCACUGCACGGAAAGGUUCCUUCUGGUGCAGUUGCUGGGGGAAUGGUUACUGCUGGAUCCCGGGAUAAUGUUCAGUCACAACUUUGGCUUCAGGAUGAAAGAGAGCUUAAAAGACAAAGACGGAAGCAAUCUAAUAGAGAAUCAGCUCGCAGAUCCAGGUUACGCAAGCAGGCAGAGUGUGAUGAGCUAGCGCAGCGUGCUGAGGCCUUGAAAGAAGAAAACGCUUCUCUCCGGUCAGAAGUGAGUCGAAUUAAGAGCGAGUACGAACGGUUGCUCUCAGAAAAUGCUGUACUCAAGGAGAGAAUGGGGGAACUUCCUGAGAAAGAAGAUUUUAGGCCAGGCCAGAAUGAUGAAAAUGCCAGUAACGAAGCUCAGCAGACGGGGGAGGCUGUGAAAGGUGAUCAGUAGAGUUUAGCUACAUGCUGAGUGUGGCUUUUCAGGAAUAUAACCUAACCAAGUAACAACGGCGAGUUCUUGUUUUAGAUAGCUUUGUAUAUCAAAUUUGAUUUUAGAACUGACCAUCAAUGUUAAGUCUCACUGUAUCUGCGUUCUGCAGUUCCUGUUGUAAUGUACCAUUCCCCAUUUCUAAUUUAGCUUGUUGGACAGUCAAACGAAGCUGUAUUGUAUGUAUCUUUGUCAUAAUGGAUUCACUUGAACCACUCAGAUUAUAAUUAAACGGUUCAGAUUCUAUUUUA
Messenger RNA from Neltuma alba, 1818 nucleotides. RefSeq names its product bZIP transcription factor 16. NCBI's taxonomy places the organism in Eukaryota, Viridiplantae, Streptophyta, Magnoliopsida, Fabales, Fabaceae. Gene Ontology annotation, molecular function: DNA-binding transcription factor activity; sequence-specific DNA binding. The record is from RefSeq and is a predicted model, not a curated record. Gene Ontology annotation, cellular component: nucleus. Gene Ontology annotation, biological process: regulation of DNA-templated transcription. The transcript is spliced from 13 exons. The coding region runs from base 323 to 1531 and encodes 402 amino acids.